This is a messenger RNA of Podarcis muralis (Common wall lizard), 7352 nucleotides long. It is a transcript of the gene CDH4, whose product is annotated as cadherin 4. Gene Ontology annotation, biological process: cell-cell junction assembly; cell-cell adhesion mediated by cadherin; multicellular organism development. The record is from RefSeq and is a predicted model, not a curated record. NCBI's taxonomy places the organism in Eukaryota, Metazoa, Chordata, Lepidosauria, Squamata, Lacertidae. Gene Ontology annotation, cellular component: adherens junction; catenin complex; plasma membrane. Gene Ontology annotation, molecular function: calcium ion binding; cadherin binding; beta-catenin binding.
UGGAGGCGGGGACUCGCUCGAGCAGCACCGAGAGCGCUUCACCUGCAGUUCAGAGCGGCGGCGAGGAAUUGAGCGCGGCAAGGCAGGCGGAGGAAGAGGAGAAGAAGCAGCGGCGGCGACGGCGGCUGCGAAGAGUUGGCGGCUCGGAGGCGCCGCGGGAUAACCAGGCAGCGCCGGGCGGAGCAGGCAGGUCGCGCGCUGGGGGUUGCCCUGCCCGGGCUGAGCGCGGUGGAAGCGGCGGCAGGAGGCGGCGGACGAGCCCGGCUCGGGAUCCGCGGAGAUGCCCGUGGGCUCGAGGAUGCUACUUCUCUUGUUCUUUUGCUGCGGGGGCUCGGCCCGGGCGCCCAAUGGGGAUCUUACAGUCAGACCCACUUGCAAGCCAGGCUUCUCGGAAGAUGAUUACACAGCGCUGGUUUCCCAAAACAUCAUGGAAGGGCAGAAGUUACUCAAAGUGAAAUUUAGCGGCUGCUCUGAGAGCAAAGGAAUCCAAUACGAAACUGACAACUUGGACUUCAAGGUGAGGACAGAUGGGACUAUCUACGCCACCCAACAGGUGCAAAUCCCCUCGGAGCAGACAAUAUUUAUGGUGACGGCAUGGGACCACCAGGCCGUAGAAAGCUGGGAAACUAUGGUCAGGUUACUGGUGGGAGAAAAAUCACAACACAAGGGACAAAAGCAGAAAGGAAAGAAGAACACGUCAGCAGACCUCCUGCAGCAGCCGAGCGACACUCUCCUGCCCUGGCGCCAUCAGCAGAAUUCUCAUGGGCUGAGGCGGCAGAAGCGAGACUGGGUCAUCCCGCCGAUCAACGUGCCAGAAAAUUCGAGAGGACCCUUCCCACAGCAGCUGGUUAGGAUACGUUCGGAUAAGGACAGCGAGAUCCACAUAAGAUACAGCAUCACUGGCGUGGGAGCUGACCAGCCACCUAUGGAAGUCUUCAACAUUGACCCUGUGUCUGGGAGAAUGUACGUGACCCGUCCGAUGGACAGAGAAGAAAGAGCAUCCUAUCACCUUCGAGCACAUGCAGUGGAUAUGAAUGGAAACAAAGUAGAGAACCCCAUUGAUCUCUACAUCUACGUUAUUGACAUGAAUGACAACAGACCAGAGUUCAUAAACCAGGUCUACAACGGAUCCGUUGAUGAAGGAUCCAAACCAGGAACCUACGUGAUGACAGUGACGGCCAAUGAUGCAGACGACGUCACUACAGCCAACGGGAUGGUGAGGUACCGGAUCGUGACGCAAACCCCACAGAGCCCAUCGCAGAACAUGUUCACCAUUAACAGCGAGACUGGAGACAUCGUCACAGUGGCUGCUGGGCUUGACAGAGAGAAAGUUCAGCAGUACACAGUCAUCGUUCAGGCCACAGAUAUGGAAGGAAAUCUUAACUACGGUCUCUCGAACACGGCGACGGCAAUCAUUAUGGUGACAGAUGUGAAUGACAACCCACCCGAAUUCACUGCCAGCACCUAUUCCGGUGAGGUCCCAGAAAACAGAGUGGAAGUUGUGGUCGCUAAUUUGACAGUCAUGGAUAGAGAUCAGCCUCACUCGCCCAACUGGAAUGCCGUUUACCGGAUUAUCAGUGGAGACCCUUCUGGUCACUUCACCAUCAGGACAGACCCCGUUACCAAUGAAGGGUUGGUAACAGUUGUGAGGGAAGUUGACUAUGAGAUGAACAGAGCCUUUAUGCUGACGGUGAUGGUGUCCAACCAAGCUCCUCUGGCCAGCGGCAUCCAAAUGUCCUUCCAGUCUACUGGCGUCACCAUUUCAGUCACUGAUGUCAAUGAACCACCCUACUUCCCCAAACCACAACUCAUCAGGCUGGAGGAAGGAGUACCUACGGGGACGGCAUUGAUGACUUUUCAGCUGUGGAUCCUGACCGGUUCCAUGCAGCAAGCUGUAAGAUACUCCAAGCUGUCAGAUCCUGCAAACUGGCUGAACAUUAAUGCCACAAAUGGUCAGAUCACCACCGCUGCCAUCCUUGAUCGCGAGUCGGCCUACAUUAAGAACAACGUCUACGAGGCUACGUUCCUGGCAGUUGACAACGGUAUCCCCCCGGCCAGCGGCACUGGCACACUCCAGAUCUAUCUAAUUGACAUCAACGAUAAUGCUCCUGAGCUCCAGCCAAAGGAGGCACAGAUCUGUGAAAAGCCAAACCUGAAUGUCAUCAACAUCACAGCCGCCGAUGCUGACAUCGAUCCAAACAUCGGGCCCUUUGUCUUUGAGCUGCCAAGUGUGCCAUCUGCCAUCAGGAAGAACUGGACCAUUACGCGGCUAAAUGGUGACUAUGCCCAACUCAGUUUACGAAUAAUGUAUUUGGAAGCUGGCGUCUAUGAUGUUCCGGUCAUCGUGACGGAUUCUGGAAACCCUCCUCUGUACAACACGUCUGUCAUUAAGGUCAAGGUGUGCCCUUGUGAUGAAAAUGGAGAUUGCACCACCGUAGGAGCCGUUGCCGCAGCUGGGCUGGGAACAGGAGCUAUCAUUGCUAUCCUGAUAUGCAUCAUCAUUUUACUAACCAUGGUUUUGCUGUUUGUGGUGUGGAUGAAGCGCAGGGAAAAGGAGCGUCACACAAAACAGCUUCUCAUCGACCCUGAGGAUGAUGUCCGGGAUAAUAUUCUGAAGUAUGAUGAGGAAGGAGGUGGAGAAGAAGACCAGGAUUAUGAUUUAAGUCAACUUCAGCAGCCAGAGAGUAUGGAUCACGUCUUGAACAAGGCAAACGGAGUCAGACGGGUAGACGAGAGACCAGUUGUUGCUGAGCCCCAGUAUCCUAUAAGACCUGUAAUCCCCCAUCCUGGGGACAUCGGGGACUUUAUUAAUGAGGGCUUGAGAGCGGCAGAUAAUGACCCAACGGCCCCACCGUACGACUCCCUUCUUGUCUUUGACUAUGAGGGCAGUGGUUCAACAGCAGGGUCCGUCAGCUCGCUUAACUCCUCGAGCUCCGGAGAUCAAGAUUACGACUACCUUAACGACUGGGGGCCAAGGUUCAAGAAACUGGCGGACAUGUACGGGGGAGGCGAGGACGACUAAACUGACCUCACUUUAUUGUUUUGCAAAAGGAAAAAGGACGAAAGAAAGAAGAAAGAAAGGAAAGCUAUAGCAUUAGAAGAUGAUGAUGAUGAUGAUGAAGUAAAAGAAGAAACCCAGUGUUGAGGAAGAAAGGAGUGAAAACAGACUAAACAAGAACUGUACAGAAGUGGCAGCUUUUUUAAAAUUAAUAUCUCCUGCUGACUGUAUUCCUUUGAGUGGUGACUUAGAAAGUUUAUUUUCCUCUUUUUUUUUCUUUAGUUCUGUUUCUCUCUCUUCCCCCCCCCCUUUUUUUUUUUAAAGAACAUCGAGCUGUCUAGCAUGAACACUCGUCUCUGCUGCGGUUGUGUGUUUUUUUGUCCCCCCCCCAAAAAAAAAUGUUUUUCUUUUUCCCGAUGUGUCAGCAGGGAUAUUGCUUGGUCUAUCCACUUUAUGACUAAAGGGAGUGAAAGGCACUCUGUCUUAACUUGAAUUUCUUAGAACAGAAGCACUGUUUUUAAAAUAUAUAUACAGACAUAUAUAUUUGAAAGUGCCUUUUGGUACACGUAUCAGAUUCCCUCAAUCUCAGGAGUGUUCAAAAGAAACAAACAAAAAUAAUUUACGUUUCCACCGUCUUGGACACCACACUCUAUAUGACCCUAUGCCAGUUCUAGCUGGGAAGGAAUUAACAAAACAAAAACCAGGAACUAUGGAAUGGUUUCUCUUUUUGGGCCUUUUUGCUAUUUAAAAAAAAAAAGUGGGCAAGUUGUUUGUGGGGUGGGGGGGAAACUAAGGAAGAAAGAUGCUUUGAAUUAAAACAAAAAAAAACACAAAAAAGAAAACUGCUAUCUUUUGGCCUAAAGCAAAUGGUGAACUGAGUAAACCUGUUGUGUAUAUAUAAUUCAUUGUUUAGCCGAUGCAAACUAUCGACCUGGGUUUUCUCUUUGUGACCUGGUCACACGUGAUGUAGCUUCCUAGAACAAUAGCAUUGGUUAGCCUUUGGUGCGUGUGACACAAAAGACCUUGCAUAAGCCCAACAGUAAAUGAUGACAAGACCAAAGGCCGCUUGUGUGUGGGAGUUGUUUUUCUUCCUUUUAUUUUCUUUGAAGCUCCCUCCACCUGCUGAAUCCUAUCCACCGUGGUUAGGUACUACGUUUCUUAUCAGACGUUCACCCUGAUGAAUGUGGAAUUCUGAGCGAAUGUUCGGAACGCAGAACGGUGGGCAAACUGAAGAAAUGCUUUUAGGGAGGCUGCGGAAGCUCUGUCACCGGAGCUUAUAAAAGGGGGCGGCUCGUAUACAUUGUUCAGCCACAUGAACUCUAAUGCAUUGAGUUGCAUCGUGCACAGCCCCAGAUUACCUGUUUCGAAGCCUGUGUGAUGUUGGCCAGAAUUUCCACCCUUUCCAUAGCAUAGCAGGUAGGUGGAGCUAAACACAAGCAAAAUGUAGAUAUAAGCCAUUUGGUAGGUGGGUUGGUGGACGGGAAAUCAGUGAGUACCCAAAUGAAGAAAUUGCCCAUCUCUGUUUUGAAGAGUUGCAAACUUAGUAUAGGGGGCCAUUGCUAUAGGUCAGUUUUCAGUGCCAAUAGAAGCAGGUGUUUGAGGCCCUUGAAAUAGUUUGCGUGCUCUUUCGCCAUCAGAAGUAGACCCAGCAAAAGCCACUAUCUUACUAGGGUUACGCCAUUUAUUCUCUUGAGAUUUUUAAGGAGGAGGCUAGUUAGGCCUGCCGGCUGGAAUGGUUUUAGUCUAUGGUUUAUUGCGUCAAGUCAGCUGAUAUACUCGCCCACAUAAUCUGUUCCAUGAAUCAGCAAGGAAAACCAAUGAACUUAAUUUUAAAAGCACACGCAGACUGAAAGAGCAUAGCAGUUAAUCUAGCGUAUUUACCUGACCAUUUAUUUGUAUGUUGCUCCAUUGUCAAAAGGAAGGUACUUCAGAGGGUCCUUGUUUUGGAGAGUUAAGUCCCCACAACGUGAGGUGCUGGUCAGGGUUGGUUCAAGAAGCAUUUCUGCCCAAAUCACUUGUACUGCACAUGAUCCAAGUAAUGGAGCCCAGGACUCUUGAGCUGCUCGCACAUAUUGGUACUCAACAAAACUUUGCUAUCCCAGACAAACUUUUGGGCUGCUUGAAUAGUCAGCCCAGUCCAAAUCUCAAAUUCAAAACUGCUUGUAUGUGCUAAAAUUAUAUCCAACAGGCAUUUGCCACAUGAUGAGUUUUGCUUCUGAAUACAGCUCACGUGGUGUGUUCUGGCAUUGAUCAUGUUCUCCUGAGGCCUACUAGAACUAAUGUUCUCCAGAACAUAGAAAGCACCAGCUCUUGCCAUGUACUGAGGAGCAUUAAGAAAAGAUUAAGGUUAUAAAAACAAUGGGAGACAGUUAUGUUGCAAUAACUAUAAUCAUGUGAAAAACUAACAGGCAGAUCAGGCCUACUACAAAAUUAAGACAGCCUCCUUUGCCCUCAGUCAGGGAAGAAACCAGAAAAAUAAAAUGAAAGAAGUGUAAGUACGUCCAAUAAAGACCCUCAGGAAAGCACACAGAAGGAGGGAAGAUGCUUGUUGAUCCUUAAGAGAGAGUAAGCACUACAGCAUUCCUUUCUGCAAUUAUUUGAAAGGAAUGGUAGUGAGCUAUUAUUUUUCUCAGUCUAACAUAGACCUUGAGAAGCCAUAGCUCAGUAAUAAUUAACCUGUUUUGCGUACAGAAGGUCUUGGUUCAGCCCCUGGCGUUCGAAGUUUGCCUAGAGAAAUGCCUAGGAAAUGCGUCAAGCUGGAGAACUGCUGUCAGCCAGAAUAGAUAAUACGCCAUAGGCUGACUCAUGAUGAGACCACUUCAUAAUUCAUAUGAUAUCCACUGGGUGGAGUCCAAAAAGAGACUGCAUUUCCUGUGGCGAGAAUCUGCACCGCCAUAGAGUGGCCAGCUUCACAUUUUGAGAACUAUUGGAUACAGUGCUGGGUUAUUCGUCCUAAUGAUAUCCCCAAGAGAGAUGUCUUUAGUAUCAUUCUGUGCCUCUACAACAGAAUGGGGAAGGUGUGGCCCUCCAUAUGCUGUUAAACUCCUUCAAAUCCCAGCCAUCGUUGCCAAUAGUCACAGAUGAUAGGCACUGUAGUCACAGCAACAUCUGGGAGGGCCACAAGUUCUCCAUCCCAGCUCUCUGGGGAAGAACCACUAAAUACUUGCCCUUUGUCCUACAGAGAUGGUCAGCAUCCGUAAGGGGUGCUAUUUUCCAGACAGUAAUCUGGGAGGCAAAGUGUGUUCUGACACACAAACUGGCCCCUCGCAUGUGAUCAGGCUUUGUAUUGAAGUUGGCUCCAUGUAGAAUUGAAGGCUUCCCAGAUAUGAAGACCUGCCACUUGAGCAUGGUUGGGACAUUGCAUGUGAAACCCAAAGAGAGAUGAAAUGUUGGCGUGUGACUUAUCUAUAUGUCAUACAACCUGUGUGCUUCUCCCUUGAUUAAAAUUUGGUUGGGCCACCAGGUACCAAAAUUGCUUUGGGGAUCACCAGUAUGCCAUCUGGGGCCUACAACAUGGGCAUCUCUUGAAUGUCAUGAGCCAGCUUGAUGCAACUAUAUGUAAACCAGCUCAUGUCUGUCCUGAUGAAUAGGUACUUUGUUGUGUAACCAAUGCCUAUUGGAUGAGAACAGAGAGCCAGAGGUAUAAAUAGGUAUCGUGUGAUUAAUGUGUUUAAAUGGUGACAAUUCAGCCACUGAUUUGCUGCAUUCUGAUGGGACCUCACUGUUAUCAAUGGUAGCAUACUACCUUUUUGUUUUUAAAUAGGGUCAGUAUUUAUUUUUUAUUUUUUAAAAAACCAUCUAGAUUAUGUGCUUUCUUUAAUUAAACAAAAGUUUUUUUUCUCCCCUUUAAUGAUUUGGACUAGUGAGGUUUAUGUCUAAUGUUUGUACAAUUAUUUAGAUUGCAUGGCUGUGUAAUGUAAAAACCACAUUUAAUGGAUUAUGAGCCACUUAAUUGUGCUAUGAAAUCUUGGAUUAUCUAUGAGUUAAACAAUAAGAAAGAUGUCCUGCUGCAGCAGGUUGGAGGAGGAAGAAGAAAAUGUAGGAGAGCUUAGAUAUUAUUUCUGUUAAAUCCAAGAAUGUGCACAGUUUUAGGGAAAUGAUAUCGGAUUAUCCAUGAGGGAUGGGGCUGAUCCUGCUUCCCCCCCUUCUUUUUUCCAAUCUACAAAUUAAUUCUCAUUUGGAAGUUGAAAAAGGGAGGGGAAAGAGCGAGGAGAAAUGUAAUUCAAGUGGAUGUUGUUUUAAAAGACUGUCUCAGAAUGCAAGCUCCUUUGUCUAUAGACUUUGAAAGUGCUCCUCGCGCAUUUUAUAUUUCAUUGUAUCAUAUUUUCUAUAAAAUGCAAUUUCUGUAAAUUAA